Trypanosoma conorhini is the source of this 2958-nucleotide messenger RNA. Its product is annotated as RET1 protein. Lineage: Eukaryota; Euglenozoa; Kinetoplastea; Trypanosomatida; Trypanosomatidae. The transcript has a single exon. The coding region runs from base 1 to 2958 and encodes 985 amino acids. The record is from RefSeq and is a predicted model, not a curated record. Gene Ontology annotation, molecular function: nucleotidyltransferase activity. Gene Ontology annotation, biological process: RNA 3'-end processing.
AUGGUGAGCAAGUACCGUCGUCUGCUCCAGCAUGACGCCCGUGGGGAGAAUGACCAGGAAGACGGGGAGGGUGAAGAUGUGAAGCAGAAGCAGCAGCAGAUGAAUUGCCGUUUGCAGAGGACCUCAGUGCGGAGCUGUGUUGCUGCUGCUGCUGGGGAGGAGGAGGAAGAGGAGGACGGCAUUGCCCUAGACAACGUGCAUGAGGAAGCUGCAACGAAGAGGGAAGGAGGAGGCAAAAAAAUGAAGUCUGCAGACGCAGCAGAUGCUGCCACAGGCGCGGCUGACUCCGCGGCUCGCCGGUUUGGAAGAGGGCCAAAGGAGGGGGAUCGUGCGGGGAUCGCAGCGGGGGAUGCUGAAGAGGCCGCGCGGGGGCACACCGCGCCAGGGGGGCGUGACACGAGGGAUCGUCCCCGUAAUACCACUAAUAAUGAUAAUGAGGCUGUGGAGGACGGCGAAGGCGAAAGAGAGGAAGAGGAGGGAGAAGAGGCUGAAGCCAUAGAGCACGAAGAAGCAGAAGAGGAGGAGGAGGAGGAGGAGGAGGAGGAUGCCGAGGAAGCUGCAAUGACGGGGAGUAGUGGUCCGCGGUUUUAUUCGUGCGACGCCUGCCCGCAUGCCGUCUUCACCACACACGCCGCCCUGCUCUCCCACGCGGAGGAGCGGCACGCGGAGCUUGUGCCUGAUCACGCGCGCCUGCACCGCCUCGCCGAGAAGGUGAGUAAGGUGUGGGCGCGGGCUCUCAAGGCACGCCGCGAUGCUAUUGCACUGUGGGGGAAAAAGGUUUUUGUGGUCGCCGCCCAACGUGAUGCGGGGGAGGCUAAAAUGCAGGAGGCCCACCGAGCCCGUGCGCAGUUGGAGACAGUCGUGCGUCGCUGGCACGAAAAGGCGCGCGUCUUUAUCUUUGGCAGCUCCGUCGCGAUGGGGGUGUGGGACGGCAUGGCGGACAUCGACUUUGCCGUGGUGGAUGUGGAGGCCCUGGACGCCGGCAACUGGCCGCCUCUCGAGAAGAACGCUGUGCGCUCCAUCACGGAGCUGCUGCGACGCGCGGGGUUUUCGUUUGUCAACCUUGAGCCCAUUAGCCACGCGCGGGUGCCGAUCAUCAAGCACCACGCAUCUUCGCCAAUCCUCACCGUGGCGCGCAAGGACGCCGAGGACGUCGUGGCUCGGAGUGUGCGGUUUGUCCUAAACGCCCCCGCCUCCAGAGAGGAUCGUGUGAUGUUGGAGGGAAGCGUGCGGGACGCCGUGGGGCCCGCGGGGGUGCAGCAGGUGUGGUGGAAUCGCACGGGGGAUGUAAUGUCCAUGACGCUGGACAGCACCACGACGGCCAUUCGGGCGGCGGUGUGCUCGCCCGCCUUCGUGACACCCGCCCUGCGUGCCAAAGUGCAGCCGGUGCACGACGAAUGCCGGCCGGAGUUGUACAACGUUGACUUUGACCUCAGCUUUCGCGCGUUUGGCAUUCGCAACUCCAACCUGUUGCGCCAGUACCUGCUGAGUCACCCGUGCGCCCGCCCCGGGGCCAUUGUGCUGAAGGACUGGAGCAAGACCAGCGGGGUCAACAACUCCGUCAACGGGUACUUUACGAGCUACGCGGUCAAUAUUAUGUGGAUUUACUACCUCAUCCAGAAAAACUACGUCCCCUACGUGGAUCCGCUUGACAUCUCGGCGUCGUUGGUGAAUGAAACGAACUUUGACCCCAAGUACACCCCCAUGCUGGACCCGGCACUCACCCCGGACGAGCUAAACGUCUUGUACGAAAACGCCGGCAACAUGUUGGUGGGGUUUUUCUACUUCUACUCCUUUGAGUUUGACUGGGAGCACCACGUCAUCUCGCUCAAUCGCCCCGGCGUCACGACGAAAAAGAUGCUCGGGUGGCACGUGGAGGAUGUCGUGCCGCCCAUGUCCUCCUCACUGGGCGGCGGCGUCAAUAGCCUCAAUGGCGGGGCGAGCGGCGGCGGUGUCGCCGCCGCCAAGCGACACCCCACGCGGUACGAGCUGUGCAUCGAGGACCCGUACGAGGAAAACCUGAACCUGGGUCGCCACAUUGGCAUCACAAAGUCGCUGCGGGUGCGUACGGAGCUCUACCGUGGGCUCCUCUCGCUGUUAAAGGACGGGGAGAAGGAGUCCUGCGUCUUUGCCUCGACAGACCUGGCCAACGCCGCGGACGCCGCGGGGCCGCUCUCCUCGAAGCUCCCGGUGCGGGCGCUGUUUAGGCUCAUGGCGCUGACAACGCAGGCCAUCGCGGUGUCCAAGCGCCUGUCGAGUGGGCGUGUCACGAGCAGCGAGCUUGCUGGCGACGGCGCCACGCGUGGGACGACACCCGACGCGUCGACCGCGUCCUCAGCGCCGGCCUCGGCGGGCGUCCCCGAGAAGCAGCUGGAGAAGAUAUUUCUUGAACAGGCGGCGUUGGAGUACCAACUCACGCGCAAGGUGUGGAACUGGCAUCAACUCAUCCACCGCCUGGGGUACAAGAUCCACCGUGGCCAUGUGGUGCCGCGGCGGGAGUUGGGGGUGCGCUGCUUCGCCAAGCGAGACGGCGAGGAGCCGAAAAGUGACACACAAAGCGGCAGGAAUCCGGCGGCACGAGGGCGGGAUUUGACGGAGAGCAUUUUGCGCGACCUCAGUCGCGGCUUCAUGACGCUUACGCCGGAGUGGGUGGCGUGGUCCACCCCCUGGGCGAGCCAACAUCUGCGCGGCUACAGUCGACUGACGGCCACCGCAGAUGCACCCGUUUCUGCGGGCGCAUCCGCCUCCCCGUGGGCUGAGGCGGCGGCAUCAGGUGGAGAGCCUGCGGUGGGGCCCCUGCGAGGGACGCGGCGUAAUGCAUUUCCCAUGAUACGAAGGACGCUGCCACUGCCCAUGCCAAGGGAAAGGACGACGGCGGAACGCGUGGCGUCCGCAGUUGCGCAUCUGUGUCGUGGUGUCAAACGCGCCUUGCCGUCAACAUUGACUCGACCGAGGUAG